Molecule: messenger RNA, 3187 nt
Organism: Pelmatolapia mariae (spotted tilapia)
Lineage: Eukaryota; Metazoa; Chordata; Actinopteri; Cichliformes; Cichlidae
Gene: kras
Product: v-Ki-ras2 Kirsten rat sarcoma viral oncogene homolog
Exons: 5
Coding region: 250-816 (188 amino acids)
Biological process (GO): Ras protein signal transduction
Cellular component (GO): plasma membrane
Molecular function (GO): GTP binding; GDP binding; GTPase activity
Source: RefSeq, a predicted model, not a curated record
CCAUAUACGCGUAAACCAGGCCAGACGGAGCAGCUAGGCCGGGGCGCUGGAUCAAAUGGAAAGUUCAAUCGAUUAAUUUGCUCACUUUUUCGCAUGUUCUCUCUUGCUUGUGAACCGACGACAGAUCAACUUAAAUGCGGGAGUUUUGGUGAGAAAUAGGAAAUGCAGAGAUCGUGUGAAACGAGAGGAAUAUCAGCUUGACUCGGUCGCUACUUCGGACGCGGAACUCCACUCAGUAAAAGGUGAAUCAUGACAGAAUAUAAACUGGUUGUGGUGGGAGCUGGUGGCGUUGGCAAAAGCGCACUUACCAUUCAGCUCAUCCAGAAUCACUUCGUGGAUGAAUAUGACCCCACCAUUGAGGACUCUUACAGAAAGCAGGUAGUCAUUGACGGAGAGACAUGUCUACUGGACAUCCUGGACACAGCAGGUCAGGAGGAGUACAGCGCCAUGAGGGAUCAAUACAUGAGGACAGGGGAGGGUUUCCUCUGUGUCUUUGCCAUCAACAACACCAAGUCCUUUGAAGAUAUUCACCACUAUAGAGAACAGAUUAAGCGGGUGAAGGACUCUGAGGACGUCCCCAUGGUGCUGGUGGGGAACAAGUGUGACCUCCCGUCCCGGACAGUGGACACAAAGCAGGCUCAGGACUUAGCACGUAGCUACGGCAUUCCCUUUAUUGAGACCUCAGCCAAAACCAGACAGGGCGUUGACGAUGCCUUUUACACGUUAGUGCGAGAAAUCCGGAAGCAUAAGGAGAAGAUGAGCAAGGAGGGCAAAAAGAAGAAAAAGAAGUCCAAGACAAAGUGUACAAUUAUGUGAAUAAUGAUUCCCUUUUAAGACAAAAAAAAUGCAACUAUGUUGAACAGUUCAAGUAAUACAUUUUGUACAUUACACUAAAUUAUUAGCCUAUUUCUCCAUACCCACACAAUACUAAACCUGAACUGAAUUUUCUGCCUUUUCUUUUUCCUUUUUUUUUUUUUUUUUUUUCUUUCCCUUAUUUGCUUCUUUGGACACCAAUAAGCUUCAUUUUCAGUUUAGUGCCAGUUGCCCACAAUAUGGGUUCAAGAGCCUGAUGAAUUUUUAUUUUUUAAAUGAUAAUGCUGAUUUGGAGCAUUUUACAGAGCUGGGAGCCAAUUGCAUUGCGAAUUGUGUUUAACAAAUUAUUCAUUAAACUUUGAGUUAAUUUUCUCUUUGCUUGAAAGGUCAUGUUCUCUAAUGACCUUUUUAAAAAUAUGGGAUGCCAAAGAAUGAAUUUUCAUCCCGCUCACGUAGACAAAAUGGAUAUGAAGAAAGGACCAACAGUCAGCCAGAUGAGAUCCAAUCCCAGCCCCUGUGUUUUGUCCCCGUCUCUAACGACCUCUAGGUAUGACUUAGCUAUGUCACUGAUAAGUAUGCAUGCAAACUCCUACUCAUCUCUGAAUGUUUUAACACCUUCAUUAGUUAUUAAUUAAUUUGUAAUUUGUCUUUUCUUAGUACUGUGUGUUCUUGCCAUGAGGUGAGAGAGAUUUUUUUUUUUUUUUUUCCUUUUUGCAUGAAUUAUGUCCUAGAAGACAUGGGUAAACUGCCUCUGGUCGAUGGAUUAAACGAAGCCAGCGAUAAAGAACUCUGACUCGGUUGGACAUAAAGUCUAGUUUUUCAGGUUUUUUGAAAGUAGUUUUUUGCUUUUGUUUGGUUUUGUGAGAAAUAAAUCUGCCAUUUUUUAAAAAGCAGAAAUUCUAAGCAAGAUAUAUAUUUUUUAAACCCAUUUUUGUCUUAAUAAGAUGGGACUAGCAGCCACAUUAUGUGGGUCAUUUUGUGUUGCCUUUUUUGACUUCGGUUAAAAGUUUCCUGCUUUUCUUUAGGCUAAGAUUUGACUGUAGGAUUGUUUUGAUUCAUCCUGACAAUAAUCAUUUCAUCAAUGUAUGCUCAAAAACAGCUGUUAACAGCUGUCCUCCUCCUUGUGGACUUUGUAUUUGACCGUAAUGUUUAGGUUCACUGCAUAAUUUAAGGUUUGUCCAGCAGCAGAACAUAAGAGGCCACGGAGGUGUCUUGCGCACUAACUUCUUUGCUUGUGAGCAGCUAGAAAGCAGAACGAAUCCUUUACGAAGCUGUCAAGAAUAUUUGUCUUGGUGUGGAGUCACAGAGGUUGUUCAAAAUGUUGUCCAAAUAAAUUUUCAGAUUUUGUUUAGCUUUUCGAAGAGGGUUUUUUUUUUUUUUUUUUUCCCUCCCCCUUCUCUCUCCUCCUCCUUGGACUCUUUUGCUGGAGUGUUGAACUUGUUUGUUGGCCUGCCUUUCAACAAAAAUGAUUGUCCAGCAAAAUAAUUUCUUUUUUUCUCUCAUAAAAUGUGUUUAGUGUGGCGAUGCAACUGGAACGGAUGUUUUUAAAUGAGGCAAUAAUUGCCAUAAAAUUGGUUCUUAGAUGAAAUCGUCUGACUUUAUUACAAAAAUAAUAAAAAGUCCAGCUUCCUUCUGGGGUCAACCCCAAUUUCACCAUUUUCCAUUGUAUUUACAAACUGCUCAUCUGGGUUUUUUAAAUUUGCCUUUUAUCUUUGCAUUAGGUGCUACAUAUAUAGGUUGGAAGAGCCGAAACGACAUUUAUUUUUCUCCCACAUGUGCUCUAGAGAUACACAAAAUGCUCUUCUAGGGGAGCAUUGUUAUUCCCACAAAAAGUGAUGUGCAUCACCAGAAGUGACGUUUUGCUUUCAGGAUUAAUGGAUUUUGACCCAGUUUAUUAUUACCUCUUCUUUUUUUUUCUUUCAUGAAGUAGAUGAUAACUGUUGAUGCAAUUUUUAAUUAUGGAACCCUCCUGUCCACAAUACUGUUUCACAAGUAGUUUUACUGUAAUGUUUGAAAUGUUCCUCUUUCUUUUAAUGGGUGCCAACAGCUGAUUUCUGAAAUGUAUCAUUUAUACCUGGAUCGUAUUUUAACAACCUUUGUAUAGUUGUGAUAAUGAGAGGUGCAUAUUUUGUAAACUGUGCUUCAUUUCAUUUGUGUCUACAUGAAUGUUGCUUUAACGGAGUUUCGCUCCGCUCUCUGUAUGUGAACAGCGAGUGUGACUGGGGUCCAGGUUUAGGGAAGUGAAUGAAUGACCACUUUACAUCAUACCUGUGGUGGGCAGUGUAGAGUGGUGAUCUAAUCUCAAAUGAGUCUAUUUUGCCAUAAAUCUCACCACUCCUAUUUAAUGUGUAAUAAAGAACAAAGUAAAGAGGAA